UUCUGUGUCUCGACCCUUCUCCUCCUCGCUCGCACGGUCUCCCUCUCCCUCCCGAUUAUGGGCAGCGGCGACAACACCCUUGCGGCACGCACCCCCACGGUAGCCAUCCCCGGCCACCACGGAGCGGCGCGACCGGGCCCUGCUGGUCGCCGCCGGCUUGGCUCCCGGUGCUGCCUCCUUUUUCCGGUGGGCAUGCGCUCGACGAAACCCUAUCUGCAUCUUCAUCGCUGCUGGUGGCGGCGGCGAAGCUCCGCGGCUGCUACGUGCGGUAACUGAUUUGCAGUAGGAAUCAGUGACCAGUUAGGCCAAGGGAAUGUGCAGGGGUGCAGUCUGCAUCUGUACUGAAUGGUGUUUCAAUUCUAAGGUAUUGUUAAAUUACAAUUAUUUCGUAUAGCUUUCAGUUUGAUAACAUGCUUUCAUUUUGCCUUCAUGUUGUUUUAGUCCACCUAUCUAUCUAUCUAUCUAAAACUUUUGUUGCUUGCCUGCUCAUGUUCUUUACUGAAUACUAACAUGUUUAUAUACUUUGGUUAUUUGUGAAUUUGUGUUUUGUUUUAGUGGGUUCAGAUUCCAUUUCAUACCUGUGCAGUUGUGACUGGAUGUAUUCAGUAUGUAAUGAUCCUGCGAUUUGGUUAGUUUGGUUUGAUCUGUGAAUUUGUAUUUUGUUUUAGUGGGUUUAGGUUUUAUUUCAUACCUGUUCAAUUUAGAUUGUGUAUAUUAAAAUAUGUACUGAUCCUACGAUCUAAAAUCCUCAAGCUAACAUCAUUUUAGUGCCUCUGUCAAAUAAAUAGUGGUUCAUGGUCUGCCUCUGAAUUCCCAACUUCAGAAAGAUCACUGCCAUUUCUAGCACAGGAUUAUGAUUCAGAUAUUGAUGCGAGACUUCUGAAGAUUGUAACGAAGGUUGCUUGUGGAUCUUGUGGGGAUAUGUUUCUUUGGGACCUACAGUGGUCACGAGGUUGCUGUUAAAGUUUUUAAUCAUGAGAAUAUGAACCAAAAUGCAUGCAAUGAAUUUAAGCAUGAAAUCUACAUGUUAAGGUAUUCCACAUUUCUAUGGAUCUUUCCUAAGGUUAUCAUUGUUGAGUGCACUCUUGAAGCUACCUGAUUGCAAGCACAAACAGAGAUAUAUACCUACCCUUUACCUUCCACACCUCUUUUCAGGCAAGUUGAUCAUCCCAAUAUUAUCUGAUUCAUUGAUUCAUGCACAAAGCCACACCUCUUUUUCCUAUGUUGGAGGGUUAUCCUAAUUUGGCUGAUACUGAUCCUAUCUGAGCAACUGGAUUUGGUCUACUGGAUCAAGGCGAAUGAGGCUAACUUCACCCCAGUUUAUAUGGAGUGUUUGAUGUGUGUGCCCUUUCUUCCUUGCAGCUUACAUUGUGUUUUUGUUAUAAUUAUUGGAGUUCAAAAAUAUAGUUUCUUCACUGAUACUAGCUAAUGCCGAUUUUUUUCAUUCCUGGAAGAAAAUGUUCUGUGCACUAACGAACUCUGCAAUGAGUACCAAUGCCUUCCGUGCUAAUUUUGUAGAUGCCAAGCAUCAGUGUGCAUGAAUACUACAUUUUUUCUACCUUCCUUCAGGACUGCUCUAAUUUUCUGUAUUACAGUUCAAUGCGACCUUAUCCUUUGUUUCUUAGGCACCAAGAACUGCCGUUAAUUCAUUGCUUGCUGGCUGGGAAUAAAAACAUAAGAGUCCUGGUACUUUUGCUUACCUAUACUCAACUUGAUUACUGUUAUUACCUUACUAUAAUUCUAAAAAGAGUUCUAUUUUUGUUUACUAUAUUAUUCUUUGGGGGUAUGGCUCAAUGGCUUGCCACAUAAUAUAUUUAGGCUACCUCCAAACAGGAUUUGUUGUGCUGCUUUAGUGGGUUCUGUCAUUUUGUAGCUUCCUUUUCAUGUUUUGAGGCAAACCUUUUUGUUAGGCGAUGAUAGGACUCAAAUACAUAGAUGCGGGAUUUGUAUCUAUGUCUACUGAAAAGUCAGUUUAUUAAUCUCGUUAUUAUGACAAAUUUAUUUUCAAGUUAAAUGAUUGGUAGAACAUAUAUAUUGUACUGGGCAAUGUACGAGAUAUGUCUCAUCACAUGAAACGCCACCUGAAGUUUGCUUGAGCUGAUAGCCUAUGCUUCUAAAUUUCAUGCUGGACAAAUGAAAGUACUAAAACUCUAAUCUAAUGGUAACAGAACAGAGUGUUGCAAUUGCAUGCUACGUAUUAGACCGGUUUAGGACCAGGCGCCUAAUUAAACAAAGCUGCUACUAAAAUUCUGCCUAUUUUCUAAAAUGUUAGUUCUUAAAUAUCAGUAGUGUAUGAUACAUUAAAAACAGUGCUUUCUGAAUCCCUUCUCUGUAGGCCUCUGCUCUAUUAUCCCACUAUAUGGUAGUCAUCUUGUGCCGUUUAUUCUCUUCCUCUGAAUUGCACAUUUAUAUUGUUACUAACCUAACGUUCAUGUAUCAUUGGCUACAUUUUCAUUUCCUCCAGAUGAGAGGUUAACACAAGAAUUCAAGGAACACCAUAAGGUAAUUCAAGGAACACCAUUGUUGUGGUUCUUUUCAAACUCUUUAAUGCUUCCGAGUUCUGAGCUCAGUUCUUAGGCAAUCCCCCUAGCUAACUCCCCCCAGUAACCCACCAAAAAAGUUUUGUCAUAAACAGCUAGAAAUUAUCUUGGUUUGUUCUGUGAUCUACAACUACUUCUUUUAGACUACAAAAUAUAGCUUCUACAUAAUUAGUUGCUGCUUUUAGGGGUUGGUCUAGCUUUUUAUAUUACCAUUCAAUUCAAAACACUGAAAUGGUUAGUGCACCCAACACUGAAAUGCCUGUGUGCUUAUUUCUUAGGAUACUCUUAUUUUCGUAGAUUCUUUUUAUUUUUUUAUCGUCGUACCCGUACAACAGCCUAGCCAUUUUUAUUACUUUUAUAAGAUGUAAGGUUAUUUAUAUUUUCCCUUGCUUACAAAAUUAUGACCUUGAAUCAUGUGUGAGGUUGUUGUUCUGAGGUACUGAACCAGAGGUGGAUGAGAGAUUCCAGUCAAGUGUUUAAUUUGCUUCCUUUCUUGGCUUUAUUUGGGUGCACAUGGAUUCUGAUUGUACAAGAAUGCUAGGACAGAAACUUGCCUCCCAGAUAGCAGUAACUUGGAUGCCAUGCUUUACUGCUUGUACAAAGGGCCUCCUAGCUAGCAGUAACGUGGAUGACAAGCUCUUCUGGUUGUACAAAGGUUGCUACUGCCCAAUUGCUCCCUCUAUGAUUUAUGCAUUUCAUAUCCUGUUUGGUGGUUUCACAGCUGCUACAAAUAUAGAUCCACAGAUAUUUAUCUGGCCCAUUAGUGACAUUUUCAUUUUUGGGAAAUAAAGACAUCAGAUGGCCAUGCAUUCAUCUGGCCUAAUUAAUGCUAUGUUCACCCCAUACAAACUCACGGGGAGGCGCCUAAUAUUACCUAGAAGCUUACCAUUUUCACUUUCGGCAGCUUAGGGCAUGAUAUGGUCAGACAUAAUUAUCUGCUUUAUUAGUGCCAUUUUCGUAUUUAUCCAGCAGGGUUUACCUCUUAUGUUAUAUGCUUUUUUAGCAUUUGGAUACACUCCCCAAUAAGUUAGCACUCUGUGUUUAUCUUUUGCUAUUGUAGUAGCAGACUCCAACAUUGCUCCAACAAGGUUUAACUCUUACAUUACAUCCUUUCUAUUCUCUAUGGCACAACCUAAGUACAAAAGUGAUUGUGAGGUUGUUGAAAGAAAAUGGCAAAAUCAUCGCCCUCCUCUUAAACUUCCUGACAUUGAUAAGUAUGGCCGUUGCUGGAAUGAGUAAAUACUUAGUUUCCCAUCUUAUUAGGUUCACCUUACAUCACUUCUUUUUCGUUUUCUUUACAUAGAUCUACCAACCUUUUUAAUUGCCAUAUCAUUUCUACUUGACGACGCGUGUAAAAUUAUUAUUUUUACAGUGCAAUUCCAAACAAUCCUUUUAUUCAAGGGAGUGUGGUGUAGGUUACCAGAUGAUGAUUGCUUAUGUUUGCUGCUUUGGAGAUAGCCAACGGACAAUGCUUAAGAGCAACUUCAAUCUAUAGGCCAUGAAUUUAUAUACAGAUAGUCUCUUCAGCUUUUGAGAUAGCCAAAAGACAAUUCUUUGUUCUUUGCUUCUGUUUCCUACCAGAAUAGGUGUUCCUGGAAGUGAACAGUUCCUAUCAGCAACCUACCGGUGUGGUGUGCAGUUCAUGGAUCUCAUCAUUACUGUGUCCAAGGUCAUUGUAUGCAAAGGAGCAGACCACGGUUGUAAACAUUACAAGACAUGUUUUCUAUUUAUUUAUAGCACAUAUACUUUGCUAAGUGUUAACCAUGUGCGUCAACCGAUGCGCGCGAUGGCGCGCGCAUUGCACUGGUACAAUGGCCUCUUCGUGUUCGGAGAUUCAUUCGCCGACACAGGGAACUCCCCCAAGUCGGAUCUGAGUGAAGUGACUCGCCAAUGGUACAAACCCUAUGGCUCCUCCCAUGGUUUUCUCCGUGAUCCAACCGGCCGCUUCUCCAACAGCUUGGUUCAGUCUGAUUUCAUCGCAAAGAUUCUUGGGCGCUCCGAAGCUCCUCUGACCUACAGGCGCACGAAGGCCGGCUACCCGGACAAGUUCGGCGUCAACUUCGCCGUGGGCGGCGCCGGCGUCUUCGAGGUGCCGCGCGAGGCGCCGACGCUCGCCAGACAGAUCGACGACUUCGAGAAGAUGCUCGACGACGACAGGACCAUCGGGAAAUGGCAGCUCAGGCAGUCCGUCGCGCUGGUCGCCAUCUCCGGCAACGACUACGCGCGCGUCGCCGCCAACACGAGCAGCGACGGCGCCGACAUCACCGGAUUCGUCGGGAACGUGACGGACGAGAUCGCCAGGGGCGUGGACCGGCUGCGGAAGCUCGGGGUCACCAAGGUCCUCGUCAACACCCUGCACCCGCUCGCCUGCACGCCGUGGCAGUCCAGGCCGUCCAACUACACCAAGUGCGUCGGCCGCGGCAACAUGGCCGCCGACUUGCACAACGACCACCUCCGGGACAAGCUGCGGAACGCUACCGCCAGCGACAGCGUCUACCUCCUCGACCUCAACCGGGCCUUCACCACCAUCAUCAGUCCAUCCGAUACUGACACCGUCCCGCAGGUGGCGAAGCAGUUCAAGGAGAAGCUGAGGCCGUGCUGCGAGAGCUGCGAUCCCAAUGGCUACUGCGGGCAGGUGGACAAGGAUGGCGGCGCGCAGUACAGCGUCUGCUCCAACCCGGAGAAGCACUUCUUCUGGGACGACGUGCACCCGACGCAGGCAGGCUGGGAGGCCGUCAUGGAGCAGCUCGAACGGGACAUCAAGGAUUUCCUCCACAUUUCCUACUAGCUAUGUCUCGAUCUAUUAUACGAGGAUUAGAAAUAUAUCUAUUAUACGAGGAUUUGAAAUAAUUUGCAUGUUCUGAUCUUCUAUUAGGUUUAGGUAUCGAUCAAUUUUAGUUUGUUGGGUAAUCUGUUGGAUUACCCAGCACCGCACUUUGCUAGAGCUGUGUGCCCAAUGGAUGUAUCCAUUAGGCUGUUAUCUUCCAAUGAAUCAUGGGCAUGUUUGGAUCGGAUUUCAGAGUGAGGAAUUUCGAGUAGAUAGUGAAGGUAGAAUCUGAAUUUGGGUUUGAAAAAUAAGCAAUGUUUGGAUCUCAUUCUCAUAGUAAUUAUUGUCCUUGUGCA
Messenger RNA from Sorghum bicolor (sorghum), 5663 nucleotides. Its product is annotated as GDSL esterase/lipase At5g03610. Bases 4183 to 5328 code for a protein of 381 amino acids. The record is from RefSeq and is a predicted model, not a curated record. Gene Ontology annotation, molecular function: hydrolase activity, acting on ester bonds. Lineage: Eukaryota; Viridiplantae; Streptophyta; Magnoliopsida; Poales; Poaceae. The transcript has 6 exons.